AUGUUAGAGUGGGGACUAGGGACUGCAAAAUGUCCAUUGCAAUUCCUCAUGGUGGUGUGGUGUGGAAAGUUUGGCAUGACAACAAGCCCUACUAUUAUUUUUCAAGAAUUUAACAGUUCAGGUUCUGAUGUGAAUUUUUGUGGUGACCUUGCCAAAAGGUUAUGCAUCUUUCUCGCCACUUUGUUCGUUAUAGUCAGGGUGCUGGAAAUUGCUCAAGGGGGAAAAUCUCUCUACCAAUUGACAUUCCCUUAUAGUGAAUUUAACCAAAAUCCUACAUUUUUAUCUUCUUGUUUGGGUGACAGUUAUGCUGCUUCUAAUUAUAUUGGCUGCUUCCAAAUGAUAUGCCAAGGAUUGAACGAAAUUGCAGUUUCCAAAAUUAUGCUUUCAAAGGGAGAUUCUAUAAUUGCUGCGGAUGCAGCUCAUAUAGUCUUGAUGAUCAUCUAUUCAGGUUGUUUUUUCUCUUCCCCACCCCACCCUAAAAGGAAAAGGUACAUUGUUUUCACUCCCUGGGAGGUCAAGGUCAAGGUCAAAGAAUUUAAAAAACAAGUAGCACAUCCCCUUAUUAGAUGUGCUGGUCUUUGCAGAGAGUACUUGAUAGUGGACCCAGCCAAGCUGAAGAAGGCCGAGAUAGUUGAGGCUGCAAGUUGA
Messenger RNA from Sphenostylis stenocarpa, 648 nucleotides. The record is from the annotation of a GenBank genome assembly. NCBI's taxonomy places the organism in Eukaryota, Viridiplantae, Streptophyta, Magnoliopsida, Fabales, Fabaceae.